Messenger RNA from Malania oleifera, 2243 nucleotides. Its product is annotated as sodium/hydrogen exchanger 2-like. Gene Ontology annotation, molecular function: sodium:proton antiporter activity. Bases 123 to 1796 code for a protein of 557 amino acids. Gene Ontology annotation, biological process: sodium ion transport; proton transmembrane transport; regulation of pH. Lineage: Eukaryota; Viridiplantae; Streptophyta; Magnoliopsida; Santalales; Ximeniaceae. The transcript has 15 exons. The record is from RefSeq and is a predicted model, not a curated record. Gene Ontology annotation, cellular component: membrane.
AUAUAUCUCAGACGCAGCCAAGCCACUCACACUGCCCUUCUUCCAUUCCUUCGUUCACUCCGAAGCAUUUCUCUUCGAGUUUCGAUUGUGAAUGCACAAAUUUCUGCUGAAGCUGUCCAGAAAUGGCGAUCUCCGAGAAGCUGCCGGACUUGUUCUCGCUGCAGAGCUCGUAUCUCAACACGAGCACUGUUGUGGCCAUCACCUUGUUCUUCACCCUACUCUGCGCUUGCAUCAUCAUCGGUCACCUCCUCGAGGAGAACCGAUGGGCCAAUGAAUCGACUACCGCCCUUCUUCUGGGCUUGGCGUCUGGACUGGUUGUGCUGUUGGUGAGUAAAGGCAAAAGCUCGAGAAUUCUCGUCUUCAGUGAGGAAUUGUUCUUCAUUUAUUUGCUGCCCCCAAUCAUUUUCAAUGCUGGAUUCCAGGUCAAGAAGAAGCGAUUCUUUCAAAACUUCUCAACAAUUUUGUUGUUUGGAGUAUUCGGUACUGUAAUAUCAUUCUGCCUCAUAACAUCAGGUGUCUUUUUGCUAUUUAAGAAGCUUGAUCUGACAACCCUCACUAUUCGAGAUUUCCUAGCUGUUGGUGCUAUUUUGUCUGCAACAGAUUCAGUUUGUACUUUGCAGGUUCUCAAUCAAGAAGAUACGCCCUUCCUUUACAGUGUUGUAUUCGGGGAGGGCGUAGUUAAUGAUGCUACAUCUAUUGUGCUUUUCAAUUCAGUCCAAUCACUUGACUUCAACAACCUUACUGCUUUGACAGCCUUAAAAUUGCUGGGGACCUUCCUUUACCUCUUCCUCACCAGUACUGUUCUUGAACCUGAGCGGGACGGCCUCUACCACUUUGCAAACACCCGAAAGGCUUGUUGUCAGGUGGGUCUUUUAAGUGCAUUUAUCAUAAAGACACUUUAUUUUGGAAGACAUUCAACAGAUCGUGAAGUUGCUAUCAUGAUGCUUAUGGCUUAUUUGUCGUACAUGUUGGCUGAGCUUUUAAAUCUUAGUGGCAUUUUGACAGUCUUCUUCUGUGGCAUUUUCAUGUCACACUACACAUGGCACAAUGUAACUGAAAGCUCGCGUAUUACAACCAAGCAUUCAUUUGCAACAAUUUCCUUCAUUGCGGAAACUUUUAUAUUCUUAUAUGUUGGUAUGGAUGCCUUGGACAUUGACAAAUGGAAAGAAAGUCAUGCAAGCGCGGGCACUUCAGCUGCUGUUAGUUUAAUUAUGUUUUCGUUGGUCUUGCUUGGGAGGGCAGCAUUUGUUUUCCCUCUUGCAAAUAUUGCAAAUUUCUUUAAAAGAAGAGACAAUAGCAAAAUUGAACUUCGGGAACAGUUUAUAAUGUGGUGGGCAGGCCUAAUAAGAGGUGCAGUUACUAUUGCCUUGUCUUACAAUCAGUUUUCAUCAUCUAGAAAGAAGAAGUCAUCUCAAGAAUACGCACUAAUGAUCACCUCUACCAUAAUUGUUGUUUUGUUCAGUACAAUGGUGUUUGGCUCAAUAACAAAGCCUUUGAUUGAAGCAGUGUUGUUACGACAUAAGAAACCUACUACUUCCGACACAACAGAUUUUGCAAGCUUGGAAGACUUAAGACUCCUCUUCCUUGAGAAUGGUGGCCCAAGUGGUGAGGGCAAUAGUAAUCAAUCGGCACGUAAAGCAAGUAGCUUACAGUUGCUAAUUAGAUACCCAACUUCAACAGUCCACUACUUCUGGAGGAAAUUUGAUGACAAAUACAUGAGACCAGUUUUUGGCGGACGAGGUUUUGUUCCAUUCGUUCCUGGUUCACCAUCUGGUGCAGCAGAUGAAACUCCUUGAAUUCAUUUUUGUUAUCAUUAUGAAUAAGAAAAUAUGUAUUUUUGUUGUAAUAUGUGGCUCAUAUGUUGAAUGGAAUGCAUGUAUAAAAAGAAAAUAUGGUAGAAAAUAGUGAAGCUGGCUUGCAAGAAGAAACCAACGACGAUUUGCCUGAAAUCGUCGACAGUUUUGUUUAGGUGCAGAAGAAACAAUCGACGGUUUUAAUGUGUUACAUUGAUUAUUUGGUCUCAACAUUAAACCAUCGAUGGUUUUGCUUGGUUACCCAGCGCCGAUUUUUGAAUUUUGAAUUGGGAAGUUGUAUAGGUUGGGUUUCGAGAGGAAAAUCUACGAGAGGGUUAUAUAUACAUGUUGCAUGUUGUAACUCUAAGUCUAAAUGUUCUUUUGGACACAAGAUAGUAAAAAUUCACCGUUGCUUGCUCUCGUGGAUGUAGGCAUUGCCAAACCACGUUA